GAACUGGAUUCUAAAAAUGAAGAGGUCCACCAGGGGUUCCAAGAACAGAUUUCUGAAAUCAACCAACCUAAGAGCACCUACGUGCUCAAAACGGCCAAUAGACUAUAUGGAGAAAAGACUUACCCUUUCCUUACUGAAUUCAUGGACCUUACUAAGAAAUAUUAUCAUGCAGAGGCCCAAGAGGUUAAUUUCAUAACCGCAGCGGACCAAGUCAGAAGCGAGAUCAACUUGUGGGUUGAAAGUCAGACUGAUCGCAAAAUCAAGAAUCUGCUGCCUAAAGGUGCUGUUAAUUCUGAAACUGCAAUGGUUUUAGUAAAUGCCAUUUACUUCAAAGGAAACUGGGAAAACAGAUUUAGGGAAGAACAGACCACUAAUGCAGAUUUCAGACUAAGCAAGACCACGUCAACAUCUGUGCAAAUGAUGUUUCUGAGAGAGACACUCCCAGUUUUCCACAUCAGCAUCUUGAAGGUCACAAUCCUUGAGCUUCCAUAUGUCAAUAAAGAACUCAGCAUGCUCAUCCUACUUCCUGAUGACAUCACAGACGAGUCUACGGGCCUGCAACUGCUGGAAAAGGAAUUAACGUAUGAGAGAUUAUCAAUAUGGACCAGCUCAGAAAUGAUGGAGAAAACGACAGUGGAGGUUCACUUGCCCAAGUUCAGGCUAACCGAGAAUUAUGACCUCAAGACUACUUUAAGCAGCCUGGGAAUGACAGACGCCUUCAGCCGAGGUCAAGCAAACUUCACAGGAAUGUCCAAGAACAAUGACCUGUUUCUGUCAGAGGUGUAUCACAAGGCUUUUGUGGAGGUCAAUGAAGAAGGCACGGAGGCAUCUGCCGCCACUGCAGCCGUGGUUACCACAAGAUCCUCCGGGGAGCCUGUGGUAUUUAAAGUGGACCACCCCUUCCUCUUUUUUAUCAGGCACAACAAAAACAAAAGCAUCCUCUUCUUUGGCCGCUUCUGCACACCUUAGAUCCAGUUUGGUGUAGUGGUUAAGUGCGCGGACUCUAAUCUGGGAGAACCAGGUU
This is a messenger RNA of Gekko japonicus, 1024 nucleotides long. RefSeq names its product serpin peptidase inhibitor, clade B (ovalbumin), member 10 (gene SERPINB10). The annotation marks the transcript as partial. The record is from RefSeq and is a predicted model, not a curated record. NCBI's taxonomy places the organism in Eukaryota, Metazoa, Chordata, Lepidosauria, Squamata, Gekkonidae. The transcript is spliced from 5 exons. Gene Ontology annotation, biological process: negative regulation of endopeptidase activity. Gene Ontology annotation, molecular function: serine-type endopeptidase inhibitor activity.